This is a messenger RNA of Oryzias melastigma (Indian medaka), 2857 nucleotides long. It is a transcript of the gene rgs18, whose product is annotated as regulator of G protein signaling 18. Lineage: Eukaryota; Metazoa; Chordata; Actinopteri; Beloniformes; Adrianichthyidae. The coding region runs from base 689 to 1396 and encodes 235 amino acids. The transcript is spliced from 5 exons. The record is from RefSeq and is a predicted model, not a curated record.
UUUACUAAUAAAUUCCAAAGACUAAAAGCUGAAAACUUGAACUACAGAUUACUGUAAUAUCUAUGCCCCCAUCUGCCAUGAAGGUUUGACAAACUCCAUUUCAGAUCCUGUUGCUUGGGGAAACACACUGUUGUUAAAAAAUAAAUCUUUUGUUCUUGUUCCUCUGGGUGUCAGCUUCCCUCUCUGCGUUUCCUUCUACUGUGUCAUUAUGACUCGCAGCUCUGGGAAAUGCAAACACACAAGACCUUUCUGAGCAUUUCCUCGUCUGUCUCUGUGGUUUGUCACCUGUUGAUGGUCUGAGGGGAAAUGAUGGAGAAUGAAGACUGAGGGAUUCCGGGGGAAAAAUUUAUUAGCCAGCCUUAUAUCAAUCAUCCACCUACAAGAUCACAGUGUGAAAAACGCAGAAACCCCAUGAAAAAAAAAAAAAAAUACAAGCCUAUUGCAUGAAUGACUCAAGGCACGUUUUUUUUCAGCACCACAGUACAUGAAACUGGAGGGAUUUUUUCUUUUUUCUCUCGUUGAAAGCGCAGUGAGCAGCUACACGCUUACAGGAAGUACAGCAGGUAUGGGAAACCAAAUGUGUUUCUAAAAAAAAAAUGAGUCUGUUCAUCACACGAUGGGUUAAACAGCUUUCAGGGUGCUAUUUGUGGCCUACUGCUUUGCACACCAGACGCACAGACAGAGCAGCAUGGAGACGCUUCUUUUUCUAUUUCCUCAAUUUACCUACAUGGCCCCAAAGGAGGAAGCAUAUUUCAAAAUGUUGGGUGCAAAAGACGUGCAGGCAGCAAAGAUGAAGGACGACAGCAGCAGACAAAACGAGAAGGAGAGAAAGAGCCGCUUCAGCCUUUUUCUCACCAAGUCAGGCUCCCAUGAAAACAUCAGUCCCCAGAAAAAGACAAAUACAACACUGAGCAACAUUUUACCAGAGACGGCCUUGCAAUGGAGCGACUCAUUUGAAGAUCUGCUAAAGCAUCCAGGUGGGGUGGAAGCCUUCUCUCAGUUUCUCCGAACAGAGUUCAGUGAAGAAAACAUUGAGUUCUGGUUGCUCUGCGAGGAAUACAAAUCCAUCGACUCUAAAUCAAAGCUGCUGUCCAAAGCCAAAUAUAUUUAUACGGUUUUUAUCGAAUCUGAGGCCCCCAAAGAGGUCAACAUUGACUAUAACACCAAGAUGGCCAUCAAGGCCAACAUGUCACACCCCACAAGGAACACUUUUGAAGCCGCUCAGAUGAAGAUCUACAGCCUGAUGAAAAAGGACUGCUACCCCAGGUUCCUGCACUCUGACAUUUACCUGCGCAUCACUCGGAGGAAGGGUCCCGGAUCCACCAUGUUCCGCAGAAGGUCACGCUCCUGCGUGUUCAACGAGAGGGGGGAACCCACUCAACCCUCAGCCUGGUAGAGGGAAUACCACAGAGACAUUGCAUGGAAUGGAUUCCCAAUCAUCCCGCAGAUAAUCUUUGAUCUGCAGCACAAAUGUGUAAAAAAAAAAAAAAAAAAAAGUUUAAAUCCAACGGCUUCCUUCUGCAGAGUGCAAUAUAUAUUUUUUAUUGAGCUAGAGAACUUCUCGGUAAGGAUUUCAUUUAAAGGUACAUUUUUGGGAAAUUUACUUUUUUGCCAAAAAUAAAAAUAUAGGACAAACGUUCUCAUGAGAAUGCUGGAAGUUUGGACUUGAACAUGACAAACAAUAGUAACAGGGGACACCGGAAAGUCCUGCAUGAUUAUCAUAUACAUGUACAGCGGAUUAGCAAAUGAAACACUCAAAUCAGCAAAGCUGUUUGGUGUAUUGCGCACAAGACAGAACUGGUAUAAAGAGAAAAAUCAGUGGAGAUUAUUACAAAGUUAUUUAGUAGACUCUAUCAUCUUUACAGGCAAUAAAGUGAAAUCUGGUUUUGUGCUAAAGUUCUUAUUUUCUUGGCUUUUUUUGCUUUUUGAUCUCUUGGUGCAAAAAUAGAAAAAUGUUUUUUUUUUUUUGUUAAUUUAAACAAUUUUUAUUUUAUUCCAUAAUAGAUCAAACGUACCACAAAUUAAAAAAUAGUAUUCCUAAACAAUCCUUUCUCAUUAACAAUAGUAAAAAAAAGAUAACAGCUUUUGCAUUUGCAGACGAUCUGGUCAUCUUCUGGUUGCUCUGCUUGUGCACUCAGAUCUUGCAGGGCUCAGAUGACAGUUGCAAAGAUGCAGACUGAAUCUCAGCUCUAGUGCCUCCUCGCCGCUGACAGUAUCUCGUCAGACAAGCAGGCAAGCUUUCCUGAUGUAAGCCGCAGCACACUCCAGCUCCUUUUGUCCUCCAGUCCACCAGUCGCACCUCAUGCAACAUUAAUACUGUUGAUAUGGCGCACAUGCUAGUGUGACAGCAUCUCAUUAAAAUGUAAAGAUUUUAUCCCAUGCACUGUUCCCCCCCUGCAGACAGAGCAGUGGCCACAGCAACUGUUUAUAAGACACGGAAUGACAGAUCUCUCACUGCAAAAGCUCAAAAUCUCACCAAGUAUAUUUGUCUAAUCCUAAUCUUUGUUAAUUUGAUACUUUAGGUAGAAAGAUGUUGAAAAAUCACAAAUCCAGAAGAGGAAAAUUUACUUUUAAAAAAAGUAAUUCCAUCUCACCAAUCAACUUUGAGAUCAGUAUUACCAAAGAUGAAAAUACGUUUAACAAAUAAUUUGACAAAAAUACUUGAGGAUUUAGAUAUUUUACAGUAAAUUCUUUGUCAAUUAUAACAACAUUGCACUUAAUAACAACAAAUGCUGUUUUUCGGUUUGUAAUAACAAAUAAUUUAUGUGUAUUUUUAAUCAUAAAUGUUGGCACGACUGUUGUAAAAUGUACAUUUUAUAUGCCGAGCAAGUGAAAUAAACACUUUUGUGUAACAGCG